Molecule: messenger RNA, 3656 nt
Organism: Patella vulgata (common limpet)
Lineage: Eukaryota; Metazoa; Mollusca; Gastropoda; Patellidae
Product: mucin-5AC
Exons: 3
Coding region: 7-1869 (620 amino acids)
Molecular function (GO): DNA binding
Source: RefSeq, a predicted model, not a curated record
UUCCUAAUGUUAGUCAUUAGUGGCGUGGACGCACUGUAUUGGGUGUUGUUUAUAGUAUUGAAAAUGGAUACCCCUAAGUAUAAUACAGAUGCAGCGAAAAGAAUACCAUCUGCUAAAAAUGAUGGUAUAAUUACAAAUAAGAAACGACGACCAAUUACUGGUAAAUUAAAUGAUGAACAAGUGAAACAAUUAGAGGAAAUUUUUCUACAGACAUUGUAUCCUGAUAACAAUAUGAUAUUAAAUCUGUCUAGAAAAAUACAAACUAAUUCUUGUAUCAUCAAGAAAUGGUUUAAUUCACGACGUAGCAAAAUGAUGAAAUCGGAAAUCUUGGAGCGAGUACAUGUUCUGCCUAAAGUUGUCACUAACAGUACCUGCUCUUAUGGGACUCCAAAAUCACGACAGAAGACUGUACUGGUGAGAAUCGAUUCUCCUCCCAGAGAUGGUGUCAAUCAGGCUCCUGAAUUAUUAAGACAUUCUGAAAAUAUUUUGUGCAGCCCAGAUAAUAAUUUGCACUCAAUUUCUGGUGGUACACAGUGGCCCCCGAAAUCAAGUUAUCAAGAAAGUUAUCAUGAAAUACCCACUGCAGGUUUCCAAGAAUUACCAACAAGUUGCGAAGAUCUGCCGAUUACAUGUUACACAGAAUUACCGAGAACUUAUCAAGAAAUACCGACUACAUAUUACCAAGAAAUACCGACCACAAGUUAUCAAGAAAUACCGACAAGUUAUCAAGAAAUACCGACUACAAGUUAUCAAGAACUGCCGACUACAAGUUAUCAAGAACUACCGACUACAAGUUAUCAAGACGGUGUUUAUCAAACAAUACCGACUACAAGUUAUCAAGAACUACCGACUACAAUUUACCAAGAAAUACUGACUACAUGUUACCAAGACAUUCCGUCUACAAGUUAUCAAGACCUUGGUAAUGACAUAUUGGAAAUGUCGGAUUACGAGUUAAACCCUGAACAAAGAUUAUAUAAAAGUGUUGGAAAUGCCGAGACUAUAAGCUGUUCACCUGAUGUAACUCCGUCUACAGAGUGUGACAUAUUGCACUGUAAUACAAAGCACGUCUUGCCCAAUCAAAUUACAGAUUCUUCCACAGUUAGUUACAUUUAUCAAGUGGGUGAUGAUCCUCAUCGGUUUACUAAUUUAUCUAAUCAACUGGCUGAUAUCCCCUGUCAAACUACCAAUAUUUCGAAUCAAUCUUCAGGUCAAUUUGCAAAUGUUUCUAGUUCUUCAAACAGUCCGGGAAACACUAAUAAAAUUUCGAAUGUUGAAAGUUCGGUACAUAUGUCGCUGAAUCCUGUGGUUAACAGUUCAAUGACUGGGAAGGUAAAUCCCGCGAAAACCCGUCAAUUUUGCAGUAUAGAAGAUUUGAAGAGGCUUGGAACAAUAACCCGAGAACUGACUUCAGAAACAGGGGUGAGGGUGACGAAUUCUCCAGAAACGCAAACUGUGUGCUAUUUCGAUACCCCUGACAAUAAUAAUACACGUUUAACCAGAACAAAUAAACCAAACAAUUCUAAAAGACCUUCAAUGAGAACUGUGUCUACACAAACGAAUUAUGUAGAAGUUGAAAAUCACACAAGAUCGUUUGCCACACAGACAAAGCCAAUAAAUAAAAUAAAAGACAUUUCUAUACCACGGACAGCCUUAGCACGCGAGUCAUCUUGUGCGUUCAACGACAGUCACAUGUGUGCACCCGUAACUCCGACUAUUUUUCCAUUAUUAUGUAUACCUAUAACAAUCUUGCCAAUUGAAAAUAUACUACAGGGUGGUAACAAAAACUUGGCUCCGGGGACGUCAAUACAAACACAGUGUGCUGCAUUUCAUGAUGGCGGAUGUAUGGGAGCAACUUGGCAUCCAAAAUAAACUCUAAAUAUAGCAAUGUAAAAAGAAUAAUAUUAAUUAAAUAGAUUGCUAUAUAUUGUUCUGUGGGUCUAUUUAAUGGGUAUAUAUAAUUUGCCAUUUUCUUUUUGCGGAGGUCUAUUAAAUUUGUUACACCCGUUCAUCCCUCAUUGUCAGGAUGUUGGUCGAGGACGAGGAAGUUAAUUUGGAUUAUCCGGCGUGGUUCCCCCAUGUCAAUGGUGCAGGACCGAGGACCUGGCAAUGGACAACAACAAAUGUAUGCCCUAUUAUACUUGGGAAGCCACGGUGGUUAAGUGAGUACGACGCUGGCUCACUAACCUGGCGAUCGCGGGAUCGCUCCCGGUAUUGACCGAGGAAGUUCGUCGUGAGUUUCCAGCGUGGUUUCCCCUUGUCAGUGAUGCAGGGCGGAGGGCCUGACAACGACAGCUGUCUAGUCGUUCGGAUAGGUCAUAGCGCCGCUGUCCGGAGUUGAAACUCGAUAUAAGAGUUGGCCAUAGCGCCGCUGUCCGGGUAUGGCGGGCAAAAAUUUCUCUCAGAGCACACUGAAGGGCGUAUGCCCAUCUUCAUUAGCCCAUUCGGGGCUGAACAGUAGGACGUUCCAAUUUCAUUUCCCUCCGCCACACCUCUUGAAACGCAAUCUGAUUGGUUGAGACUUUAAAAUCUACCUACAGUUAUAAAUUAUAAUGAAUAGAUAAUGAUAAAAAAGUGAAAUAUACAAUCAUUAAUGACGGUCACCGUCAGUUCGAACAUCGACGUCAUCUGUGCACAUUUAAUAAGACUUAUGCAAUCGGAUGUUUCGGGGGGGUUUUUUUGGACCAAAUAUAAUAGGUAUUUAUUAUUGCAGUCUCUCCUAUGUGCCUAAGCUUAACUUUACGUUGAUGUUACCUGCGAAUCUUUACUUAUUGCUGAUCCGAGUGGUCUUAAUAACCUUUAAAUAAACAUUCCUUUAUUUCAGUCUACAACUUAUUUUCGAACAUUUUUUUUUCAUAUGCAAUCUGAUACUAAUACAUGUAUUUGUGACUCGUUUAUUUGUCUGUCUGAAAUUUGGUGUAUAUGGGUAGCUCGGACUGAGGAGUAACACGGGCCUGAUGACGAUGGACUCCCACUUCCGGUUUCGGAGUUAUGGUGCGAAAACUAUUUUCGGUUUCAUGAAACCGCAGUUUAUCGCCUCUUCCAUACGUGCUAGGUAUUAGUAUUCUAUGCAUCCUGGCACAAUUUUUAAUUUUUUGGACCACGGGAACAGUGUCGGCUAAUCUAUCCUAGAUGGGGGCGUGGCAUUUUUGGGCGUGUCUGUUAGGGGUAACCCACCGCACAAAUUGUCUGGCAGUGGUCAUUCAUGAUUCCCGUCGCGGUACUGAAAAACUCCAAAUCUGUUUUAGGUGGUACAGAUGCAUUGGGAGCAAACAUCAAUACUUGCAUCGGUAAAUUUGGCCGUCGCUGAAACUUGCAUGGAACGAAAAUUCUUUGACGUGUCAUUUUGUACCAACAUUGAUACUACUUCUACCAUCUACCAUUGUGAUGUAUUCGAUAAUAUCUAUCCAUUUUUGUGAAGAAAAUCCAUGAAUUAAUGUUAUUUUAUCGAAAAAGCACAUGUCAAAAAAUACAUCUUUGAAUUGUCACCGAUUUUCAAGGGGUGUAUGUAAUACAGGAGGCGCUAAAACUUCUGUUUAGCAACAAAGUGGCAAUGGAGAAUAGAUACUAGAUGAUCGUGACAAAACUCGGCUUUGAGGGUACUUUUAGUUUAUUCAAUCAGUAUCAAAUAAUAUUUCGUUACGGGUGAAAAAAAUGAU